Molecule: messenger RNA, 1538 nt
Organism: Rhizophagus irregularis DAOM 181602=DAOM 197198
Lineage: Eukaryota; Fungi; Glomeromycota; Glomeromycetes; Glomerales; Glomeraceae
Source: RefSeq, a predicted model, not a curated record
GAUCAAAAAUACUGUAAAUUUUCUUGGUAACGAUCCAUGGUUAAUAAUUUUCUUGGUCAUGUCUGAACAUCAACAAUCUCUUACAACUCUUAUAAAACGUUUAGAAGCUGCCACUUCUCGUCUUGAAGAUUUGGCUUCUUCAAGUGCUUCCUCUGCUGCUGUUUCUAACAACUUGAGUCGUAACUCGGUUGGGGGUCAACCUGCUGCUGUUUCUUCACAAAACAAUGACGCGAUUGUAAGUGGUGAAGUUCCUCCUGCUCUUGCUGCUUACGAUGAACUUAUUGAAGGUCCUUUAAAAAACUUUCUUGAACUUUCAAAAGCUGUUGGUGGUCUUGUUGAAGAUCAGAGUCAUGUAGUUGAAGAUAGUUUUAUUGCACAGCGAGACUUUAUUUAUAUAACCACACAAAGUUCAAAACCAAAUAUUGAAACAAUUAUGGAAUUACUUAAACCUACUCAGCAAGCUAUUGAAAAGGUUUGUGAAUAUAGAGAGAACAAUCGACCUUCUCCUUUACUUGAUCACUUAUCCACUGUCAGUGAAGGUAUUUGCGCGUUAGGAUGGAUUACCAUAGAACAAAAACCUGCACCAUUUGUCGAGGAUCUCAGAGAUAGUUCUCGUUUCUUUGCAAAUCGUGUAAUCACAAAUUAUAAAAACACGGAUAAGUCUCAUGUUGAUUGGGCGAAUAGUUUUGUUUUCCUAUUAACGGAACUUCAGAAUUAUGUUAAAAAAUGUCAUACGACUGGUCUCGUCUGGAAUCCAAAGAUGUCCGCGCCAUCUGCUCCUCCAAGUGGACCACCACCACCACCACCACCACCACCGCCUCCGCCGCCUACAGACUUUGAUGCUCCUUCUUCAUCAGGAGAUAGAGCUGACAUGAGUUCUGUAUUUGCAGAACUUAAUAAAGGAGAAGCGAUCACUUCUGGCUUAAAAAAAGUAGAUAAAAGUCAAAUGACACACAAAAACCCUAAUUUAAGAACUAGUGCCGUGGUUUCUGAUGUUGGAGUUAAAAAGAAACCACCUAAAGGACCUACUGCUCCACCGAAACCAGCUUCAUUGUCUCUUAAAAAACAACCAAAAAAGGAUUUGAAUGGAAACAAAUGGAGUAUAGUAAACACGUGUACAAAAAUUGGAGUUUUAGUAGAUUCAGUAGUGUCAGCAAUUGAUGUGGUGAACAAUAAAUCAUUUCAACUUCAAAUUCAGGGCAAGACACCAACAAUAGUAAUCGAUAAAACUGAUAGUGGGCAAAUAUUUUUAUCAGAAGAAUGUUUUGACGUUGAAAUUUUAACCGCAAAAAGUUCAUCUAUUAAUGUUAAUUUACCUGGACUUGGUGAAAACGGUGAUUAUGCUGAAAGACCUGUACCUGAACAAUUAAAAACUACUAUUGUUAAUGGUAAACUUGUUUCUGUUCCUGUUGAACAUGCUGGAUAAAAGUAAUUAUCAUAAUGUAUAUUAAAACAAUUAUUUAAUAAGAAACAGAAAUUCAUGAAAUUUUAAUAGGAAAUUGCAUUAAUUGUAUUUAAUUUAUUAAUAAAUUUAUGUU